AUGGCCGCACACGCACACGCACACGGACUUGUUCAAUUCAUUCUUCCGCCUCUAAGCAGCGGCCGUCGUUGCACCAGCAAUUACAGACCGAUUCGAUGCGCAGCAGAGCGGCAGGAGCUUUUUAACCGCAUUGCCCCUGUAUAUGACAACUUGAACGAUCUGUUUAGUUUGGGAAGGCAUAGAGUAUGGAAGAGGAUGAGUGUUGCUUGGACCGGGGCCAAGGAAGGCGACACUGUGUUGGACGUGUGUUGUGGAAGUGGGGAUUUGGCUUUUCUUCUGUCAGAGAGAGUUGGUGUCAAUGGCAAGGUGAUUGCUCUGGAUUUCUCCAAGGAGCAACUACAUGUUGCGGCAUCCCGCCAACAAGAACGAACCAAGCCAUGCUACAAGAAUAUUGAGUGGGUGGAGGGAGAUGCUACCGAUUUACCCUUCUCCCACUCCUCUUUUGAUGCUGCAACCAUUGGCUACGGGUUGAGAAACAUAGUAGAUAAGAAAAAGUCUCUGCAGGAGAUGCAUCGAGUUCUAAAACCUGGUUCCAAACUAUCCGUUCUUGACUUCAACAAAAGCGCAAGCCAGCUAAUCUCUUCCAUUCAGGACUGGAUGAUCGAUCAUGUAGUAGUUCCUGUUGCCAGCGGGUAUGGCCUUGCAGAUGAGUAUUCUUACUUAAAACACUCGAUAAAGGAAUUUCUGACAGGAGAUGAGUUGGAGAAGCUGGCUAAAGAAGCUGGUUUUUCUGAGGCCAAGCAUUAUGAAAUUGGCACCGGCUUCAUGGGAAACUUGGUGGCCAAGCGUUAGGAAGGCCCUUGUGUCAAUCUGCUGGAGCUGCCUUGGUCACGAUCACACACUUCCGCAGUCUGCUGCUAUUUAUGCAAGUCUUCUUUUUGUGCUUGCCAUUAGUUUCAAAAUGAAGUUUUACAAGUAUGCAUGCUUUAGAGAUUAUUAAUCACACAAGAACCAGUUAUGCACAACAACGUGACCUUGUGUGUAUUUGAUUACUCUCUGUAAGUUGCUUACAGUGGAACAAAAAAUAAAAAUAAAAAUGAGUCUCCCUGCACAUUAAGUGCAAUUUAAAGUA
This is a messenger RNA of Andrographis paniculata, 1072 nucleotides long. Its product is annotated as 2-phytyl-1,4-beta-naphthoquinone methyltransferase, chloroplastic-like. Bases 1 to 792 code for a protein of 263 amino acids. Lineage: Eukaryota; Viridiplantae; Streptophyta; Magnoliopsida; Lamiales; Acanthaceae. Gene Ontology annotation, molecular function: 2-phytyl-1,4-naphthoquinone methyltransferase activity. The transcript is spliced from 7 exons. The record is from RefSeq and is a predicted model, not a curated record. Gene Ontology annotation, biological process: phylloquinone biosynthetic process.